GAGCCUGCGCCUCAAUCAGCUCAACAGGUGGCUGGCGAGUGGCUGGGGCCGGGGUGGACCGGACCUGCCAUGGACAAGCUGAAGAAGGUGCUGAGCGGGCAGGACGCCGAGGACCGGGGCGGUCUGUCCGAGGUUGCUGAGGCAACUUCCUUAAGUUCGGGUACCAGAAUAAAAGGCUUCAUUGCCUGUUUUGCUGCAGGAAUUCUCUGCUCACUGCUGGGAACUUUUCUGCUCUGGGUGCCCCAGAAGGGACUAUACCUCUUCGCAGUGUUUUAUACCUUUGGUAAUAUUGCAUCUAUUGGGAGCACUGUCUUCCUCAUGGGACCAAUGAAACAGCUGAAGCGAAUGUUUGAACCGACGCGUUUGAUUGCCACUAUCCUGGUGCUGUUGUGUUUUGCACUUACCCUGUGUUUUGCCUUUUUGCGGCACAAGGGACUUGCUCUUAUCUUCUGCAUUUUGCAGUCUCUGGCCCUGACGUGGUAUAGCCUUUCCUACAUACCAUUUGCAAGAGAUGCUGUGAAGAAGUGCUUUGCUGUGUGUCUUACAUAAGACAUGGCCAGCUUUGCAGACUUGGAAAGGCACGGUGGAUGGAAGCGGGUGGACCAUGUUGUAAAUAUCUUCUAAACCUCUGUCUCACAGACACGUGCCUUUGAUCUUGCAGCAAUGUGUUGCUUGCAUUCUGAACAUUUGAGGGUUGCUUUUGGAGGCAGUGGUGUGUUCCCAAACCUAAUGCCUGUAGCACCAUGUGAGAAGUGCGUUCUGUAUCUGCCGGAGUGGAAUCUUCCUCGGGCACCUAUGGAUGGGGUUCCACUGGGUUCUCAUAAAUAAAAACCUUGGUAGCAGCAGCA
This is a messenger RNA of Sus scrofa (pig), 848 nucleotides long. It is a transcript of the gene SFT2D2, whose product is annotated as SFT2 domain containing 2. Lineage: Eukaryota; Metazoa; Chordata; Mammalia; Artiodactyla; Suidae. Gene Ontology annotation, biological process: vesicle-mediated transport. Gene Ontology annotation, cellular component: membrane. The record is from RefSeq and is marked validated.